Molecule: messenger RNA, 1971 nt
Organism: Amoebophrya sp. A25
Lineage: Eukaryota; Dinophyceae; Syndiniales; Amoebophryaceae
Source: the annotation of a GenBank genome assembly
AGAUAAUCAUGAUUCUGACUAAAGACGCACGGUUGUCGGUUUACUACUUGCUAUGUAAAUAUGAUUUCAUUCAUACAUCGUUAAGCAACGUAAACGUAUCGGUUCUAUUACUAAAAGAUUAAAACGACAAAGAAAAUGUUGGGACUUUCAACGUUUCUGCCACGUCUUUCCGCUGGUCUCAGCGGUGCUUUUUUUGUCAGCUUCUCAGAUGUAACCCGCUCAUCGUCCCUCGCUAUCGCAACGGGCAGCGGAGAUUCCUCAGACUCUCUGGAUGAUAACGCAAAAGAAGGCUCAGUCGUGUCUGCAACUUCGGAAGACGAAGGUGCAGGAGUGUCCGCGAUGGAGCGCCAGUGUCUAAGGCAUCCACGUUUCAUCAAGGACCUGAAACAGUUGGAAACCAAGACGGUGAACCAUCCACCGUACAAGAACAGAAAGCGUGUGCUUCUUUCGAAAAAUGAGGUUCCAGGCGUUAUGCAACUCGCAGUAACGGUUCUGGAGGACUCCUUUCCUGCGCACAAGCAUGAGAAUUUGUUCGAGGCUUUCUACACGAUGGAAGGCAGCGGCAGUUUCUUCAACGAGCGCGAGGACGAGGAGGGGAAGAAGGAAGUGCUAAUUUAUAUAUUGAUUGGAUUCGAAUAUUAGGUAAUCAUCCAAGUGCUUUUGCAGUCCAUUGUCUGUUGGAAGUAAUAGUAUGCAUCUACCAAGAUGCAAUUAUUGUACAAUUUCACUGCGCCUCUAGUAAUAAUACUUAGUAAAAUACUGUAUUUUACUAAGCAAUUCCUGUGCGCUCACCAAUCCACUGGACCUUUGCUUUUUUUAGCAAGUUCGUUGUAGGCCCACGACGAUUUGCGUUGUAUGUUCAUUAUGUAUAAUCCAGUACUGACUACCCGUACCCUCGUACUAGAGAAACAUCUCAAAAAGCAGGUCGCUUACAAAGCUAAUGCCGGGCAAUUGUUACAUUUUCCACCGCGUGCGAGUCACCGUGGCUUGCCUGAUGCUCAGCCGGCAACCCCGUGGCGCCUCCUCAUUCUCGCUGUGGCGCCGCGUGACGGGCAGGCGGUUACUGACUUCAUCGCCGAAUCUACCGUGGAAGAUGAAACUGGUGGAGACGUGCACGUAGAGGCAUUUCAUUUGAAGAACGCAACGGCGAAACCAAUGAAGGACAAUGAAGCAAUUACGAAAAGAGUCCUACUCGGGUACAACAAGCUUCCCAAUGUUCUCAUGUUCGCGGCAUCCACACUGCCGGCUGGCCAACGGAACCCUAAGCACGUCCACAAAGACGCUUAUGAGGUACUUGAAUCGUUUACUUGUUCAUUUUUUAUUAGCGUUGAGCACAUUUUUGUAGUAACAUAGCCUCCAUGCCUCCAUCCCGUUCAAGAGUAACCAGAAAUAUUUGUAGGAGCAUGCAUACAAACUCAAUCCCAAAGUUGAAAGAAGCUAAAUAUACCAAACAACUGGAUUGGAGACCGUAUACAAAGUUGAUUAUCUUCUCCUUCUCCUCGGCCAUACAUUUAACACCUAAAACAACGGCACAUCCUGCAGAUUUACCUGAUCACGAAGGGCCAUGGUUACAUGAAUCUCGAUGGAGAAAAGGUGGAGAUAGGACCGGAUUCUUUUGUGCUUGUUCCGCCAAACAUCGAGCAUGGGCCGAUCGCCUCCGACGCUGAGCCGCUCGAACUCCUGUAUUCUAUGAUUGUGGUCCCAGAGGGCCUGUGUAGGGAAGGCAUCUCCGCACAGGCGAAUACGAUAAAGACUGGGCGGAAAAGUAGAGCUAAAGAUCUAUGAGCAUGUGAUGAUGGACAGCAGCACACCUUUACUCAGGUUAAUGACAUCAACACUUCCACUCCAGAUCAAGCUAAAAGACAGCACGACACUGAGGACUAGUUGUCGAUGUCAUGAACAAGGAGUAGAUUUGUUAACACAGCUGUGUUUCCCGAAGAAAGACCCAACUAGAACCAACAGAAACGAAGG